Phanerochaete carnosa HHB-10118-sp is the source of this 2169-nucleotide messenger RNA. Its product is annotated as glycoside hydrolase family 15 protein. The coding region runs from base 6 to 1727 and encodes 573 amino acids. Lineage: Eukaryota; Fungi; Basidiomycota; Agaricomycetes; Polyporales; Phanerochaetaceae. The record is from RefSeq and is a predicted model, not a curated record. Gene Ontology annotation, molecular function: glucan 1,4-alpha-glucosidase activity; starch binding. Gene Ontology annotation, biological process: polysaccharide catabolic process. Gene Ontology annotation, cellular component: fungal-type vacuole. The transcript is spliced from 7 exons.
CAAACAUGCGUUUCCUGGUGCUCACUAGCCUCGCGUCGCUGCUGACGUCCGUCCUCGGACAGUCAAGUAGCGUCGACUCGUAUGUCGCGUCGGAGUCGCCCAUCGCGAAGGCGGGCCUCCUUGCGAACAUCGGACCCAGCGGCGCCAAGUCGAGCGGUGCGAAGGCGGGCGUAGUCAUUGCGAGUCCAAGCACGACCAACCCGGACUACCUCUAUACCUGGGUCCGCGACUCGUCUCUCGUAUUCAAGACCAUCAUCGACCAGUACACCUCCGGCCAGGACACGUCCACGCGCAGCCUCAUCGACGAGUUCGUCUCGGCAGAGGCGACACUGCAGCAAGUCACCAACCCCAGUGGCAGCGUGACCACUGGCGGGUUGGGCGAGCCCAAAUUCAACAUCGACGAGACUGCUUUCACUGGUGCAUGGGGUCGUCCGCAGAGAGAUGGGCCCGCUCUGCGUUCGACUGCGAUCAUCAACUAUGCGAACUGGCUCAUUGCCAACGAUAACUCUUCUUGGGUAACCAACAAUCUCUGGCCCAUCAUCAAGCUUGACCUCGACUACGUCGCGAACAACUGGAACCAGUCUACAUAUGAUUUGUGGGAAGAGGUGGACUCGUCUUCUUUCUUCACGACUGCAGUUCAGCACCGCGCUUUGCGCGAAGGCUCCACUCUGGCCACGAAGAUCGGCCAGACCUCCGUUGUCAGCGGAUACAACACCCAGGCUGACAACCUUCUCUGCUUCUUGGAGUCAUAUUGGAACCCUAGCGGGGCCUACAUCACAGCUAACACUGGCGGCGGCCGUUCUGGCAAGGAUGCGAACACGGUGCUUGCCUCCAUCCACACUUUCGACCCUGCCGCUGGAUGUGAUGCGACCACCUUCCAGCCAUGUUCGGACAAGGCGCUUUCGAACCUGAAGGUCUAUGUCGAUUCUUUCCGCUCUAUCUAUGGUGUCAACAGCGACAUCGCAUCCAACGCCGCUGUCGCAACUGGCCGCUACCCCGAGGACGUCUACUACAACGGCAACCCCUGGUACCUCGCGACAUUCGCCGUGGCGGAGCAGCUGUACGACUCCCUCAUCGUGUGGAAUGCGCAGGGCUCCCUGACAGUCACGAGCACGUCCUUGCCAUUCUUCCAGCAGUUCUUGAGCAGCGUGACUGCGGGCACGUACGCCUCGUCGACAUCCACCUUCCAGACGCUCAUUACCGACAUUAAGACCUUCGCGGAUGGCUUUGUCGCGAUGAACGACAAGUGCACGCCAUCUGGCGGAGGGCUCUCGGAGCAAUACGACAAGAAUACUGGCAGCCCAAUCAGCGCAGCCGACCUCACCUGGAGUUAUGCUUCUGCCCUCACGGCUUUCGCCGCUCGCAGCGGCUUCGCGUCUCCCGGAUGGGGCGCCCAAGGGCUGUCUGUCCCCGCCACCUGUUCAGGGAGCUCCGGUCCCACUGUGGCAGUGACCUUCAAUGUUCAGGCCACGACUGUAUUGGGAGAGAACAUCUACAUCACUGGUUCCGUCGACGCGCUUGAGAACUGGUCGCCGACCAGCGCCCUUCUUCUUUCGUCUGCUAACUAUCCGACCUGGAGCAUCACUGUCAAUCUUCCCGCGAACACCGUUAUACAAUACAAGUACAUCCGGAAUAACGACGGCUCUAUCACCUGGGAGUCCGACCCAAACAACCAAAUCACAACUCCCGCCAGCGGUAGCUUCACCGUCAACGACACCUGGCGGUGAAUGUUUGCAUACUUAGGACUCUUAGUGUUGUCUCCGAGCAGACAUGGAUAAAGAAUGGAAAACCAUCAGAUCGAAGGAAUCCUCCUUCACAUGAUUAUCAAUUCAGCAUAAUCUGACUUCGCACCAGCGUUAUGUGCUGACCGAAACGUUCAACGUUCAAUAUAAUUCAAUGUGGGGCUGACCUCUUGAUCAAGUUUCCUGCCAGUGUAUGACUUCAUAUCCCUCGUUUCUGCCCCGAGUGCGGAACCCUGAGAAAGCCAAGCCUCGUUGUAAAUUCUAUGCUUUCUGAAAACUGCUCGCAGAUCGCCGCAGUAGCUUCGGGGUCGAGCGCGGCUUCCAGAGCGUCGCUGGAGCCUUCGAGGUGACCAGGGGCCGUGACAGUAACGAGGUCAUAGAGAGUGACCGUGACGAAGCCCAAACGUUAAUGAGCCUGGCCUGCAGC